This is a messenger RNA of Closterium sp. Naga37s-1, 5199 nucleotides long. The record is from the annotation of a GenBank genome assembly. NCBI's taxonomy places the organism in Eukaryota, Viridiplantae, Streptophyta, Zygnematophyceae, Desmidiales, Closteriaceae.
AUGAGGUCGUCGUCGGGCCGCACGAAUGCGGGAGCAGCCGGGAUGGGCUUCACGUCGCCGCGCGACGCAGACGCCGCCGAGGCGCGUCGACUCCAACGUGCCGCGCUGUUGCAAGCGCGCGGCGGGCCCAACUCCAUGGAGAAGCGAUUCCUGCGCUUUAUAUCGGCCGGAACCUUCCUGGAUUCUGCCACACUGAGCUCCGUCGCGCCCAUCCUCCCGGGCUACGCGCGUCGCUUCGGCCUGACGCAGCACGCCGUCACGCUGCUCCUCGCGGCGCGCAACGUCACGUCCGUGCUCGCGUCGCUCCCCAUAGGCGUCCUCCUCCUCUUAAUCUCCGUCCCCACCAUCUUCGCUGCGACCUUCUCCCUCUCCACCCUCGCCUCUCUCUCCCUCGCGUUUCCGAUCGCCGGGGCGGGUUCGCUCGCCGCUGCCCUGGUGCUUCAGGGAGUCGCCACCCAAUCCGUGCGCAGCGUUGGGCUUUUUUUCGCUGCCCGGGUUUGCGGUUCCGGCGCAUCAUUGGACGAGGUGGUGGAUCAGCUCGCGCAGAAGGGCAGCGAGGGGCUGCAUAAACUUUUGGGCUCAGGCAGGCUGUGGACUGCCCGGGGCAGGACGUCGUUAAGUUAUGGUUUGAUGGGGGAUGGGAGGAGAGGGACGAGUAGUCUUAGCGGUAUCAGCAACACUCCUUACGAACGUCUCACCCCUUCCCAGCAGCAGCAGCAGGAGCAGCAGGAGCAGGAGGAGGAGGAGGAGCAGCAGCAGGAAAUAGAAGGGCAGGGCUGGAGGGAAUUUUCAGGAGGAAGCGUUUCCGGACAGAGCGGAAGAGAGGCACAGGUGUUCCGAUCCGCAGCAGCAGACUACUCCCUCACAGGCACCCACUUCCCCACCGCCUUUGCAGACGGCAUGGACGGCACCCCCUCUGGAGCCUCCUCCGCAGCUUCCUCCGCAGCUUCCUCUGCGGAAUCCUCGCUACUGAUCGGAGUCAUAGGCUCGUUGCUCGGGUGGGCGUCACUGGGGACGCUCAUAGGGCCGCUGUUCGGCUCGUUUGCCUACCAGUACCUGUCCCCCUGGAUCGCGUAUCUCGUUGCGGCUGUGGCAGCGGCUGUACUCGCGUUCCUCUCGUUCCUGCUCUCCCCUGAAGCGCACUCCCUCGACCGCCUAGAGUUCCAGUUCCGCUGGCGCAAGAAAAAGCAGCAGAAGCAGCAGCAGCAGCAGGAGGAGGAAGAGAUGGAAGCGCAGGAGGAACCGCAGCUGCAGCAGCAACAGGGUAACCCGGCGUCCUACGCUCUCACAAAUACCUCCUCUAACCCCCCCGGCGGCGAUACCCUGCAGUCUUCACCAAGCCCUGUGUCAUUAGGCCUCGCCUCUGGCUCUACUGCAGAACCUGGCCCAGACUCUAUCGUCAGUCCAAGUUUCCAGGCGGGCAGCGGGCAGGUGACGGUAAAUUUUGAGGCGCUCGGGGUAGAGCCUCCUCCGGAACCUUCCGACCUGCCCGACUCGUUCUUUUCGUCGUUUGCAUCUCGCCAGGAUGACCCUUCAGGUGACCCUUCAGGGGUUGCAGCAGAGUAUGAUGAUGGAGACUUUGCGCUGACUCGGAGAUUCGAACCCAUCACCUCUGCCUCCAACCCUGCAGCUGCCUCUGCUCCUACUGAUAGCCCCCAACGCACCACACAGCCCCAUGACCCCUCACUUCCUCCACAGCUCAUUGACUCCUCUCCUGCUCCACAGCCCCGCAUGUCUGACCCUCAGGCACCUAUCCCCACCAGUAUCGUCGUCCCCCUCAUCCCCCCUCCCAACCCCACACCUGAGAGUGCGCAGGUGACUGCUUCUGAUCGUACCUCUGCCCCCGCCCCCGCCCCCGCCCCCGCCCCUGCCCCUGCCCAUGCCGCUGCCACCGCUACUGGCGCACCUACCACUGCCAUUACCCCUGAACCUGAACCAGCAGCUGCCUCUACUGCUGCUAUGGCUCAAGAUGCUCCUGCUAUGGAUUCGGGGGCUGCAGUUGCAGGAGGUGCUGCAAGCACAGAAGCAGAAGCAGAAGCAGAUGCGGAGUGGCACGAGGUGUCCCUAUCAGCACCGGCCGAAAGACGGUCCGGCCAGGUGACAGGACUAGCGGCAGCACAAGUCGCAGCGCCUGAAGCUACGCCAGAGGCAGCAGCAGGGGUGGGGAUGAGUGUGAGAGGCACUGCACCUGGAGCAGCAGCAGAGCCUGCUGAUAUGAUCGACCAGGCGUUCAAUCUCGGCAGAGACAGCAGUAGCUCAAUCGCCAAUGCUGCUCCUGUCCCUUCCAUUCCCUCCUCCACCACCACCAGCAGUAGCACCACCACCACCACGAACAGCACCACCACCACCACCAACACCAGCACGGCGGCAACAAGCAAUCUCCCUCGAAGUGCCCCUAGCAUCCCUCCCCUUGAUGCCCCAUCAGCCAUUGCACCAUCUGCACCUGUUGCCGCGAGUUACCCACCUGGUACAGCUGGCGCCUCCAGCUCAGCUGCUGACGUCAGCGGCAGCUACAGUAGCUACAACAGCGCCCAGCAUGAAUACCACCAGCAACAGCAGCAGCAGGAGCAGGAGCUGCAGGAGCUGGAACAGCAGCAGCAAGAGCAGCAACAGCAGCAGGAGCAGCAGCAGCGGCAGCGGCAGGGAAGCAUGACCAUCCGAGGGCUUCUCUUUGCCCUCCGCAACCGCCUCGCCACCGCCGUGCUCCUCACCACGGCCGUGCAAACGCUCUCCUUUGGAGCCCUCGAGGCCACGCUCCCUUUCUUCCUAGCGGAUACCUGCGACGCCGGACCGGCCUCUGUCGGGCUCGCGUUUGCGUUCAACGGGCUGGGAUACUCGUUUGUGGCUUAUGUUCGCAAGGAUGGCACGCAGCGGUGGCACACGCUGCGAGACGUGCUCGAUCUACGACAGCUGCUGCGCGCGCGGAAACACGGGCAGGCGGCUCCUGAUGGCUCAGCAACAACAGCAUCAGGAGGAGCAGGAACCCCCUCACGCACAGCAGUCUCCUUGGAAGCUGCCACUGCCGCGUCAGCAGCUGCUCUGGCGGGGAUCUCUCCGCGGAGAGACGGGUCCCCUGCUGCCGCCACGUCAGCCGCCGCGUCAGCAGUCGUGCCAGUUGUCAGCCUGGUUUCUGCAGACGACCCAAUCACGAAUCUGUUCAAGACGCCCGGGCAGGAGUGGUUCUACGUGGACAUGCAUGGGGAGGUGCAGGGCCCCUUCAACUCCCACAUCUCUCGCCCAGCUCUUCUGUCCUUUUCUCUUCUGUACCCCUCUUCGCCCCUCUUUGCUCCUCUACACCUCUCUACACCCCUCUCCACCCACCAGGAGUGGUUCUACGUGGACAUGCACGGGGAUGUGCAGGGGCCCUUCAGCUCACAGAAGAUGCAGCGCUGGUGGACCAACCCCCUCUAUAAGGACCACUUCUCCUUGUUGAAGUGCCGCAGGGGGCACCAUGGCGAGUUCCGCCUGCUGCCUGAAAUAGCAGAGGAGGCGGCAGCGAGAGGGCCCCCUCCGGAAUCACCCAAGCAGCUUGGGUAUAGAGACCCUGGCAGCGCGGGGAAGGCUCCGAAGAGCGAGAGAUAUGUGCGGUCGGGGUCGCGCCAGGAGGAGAGCGAUCUGUCCAAGGAGGUGGAGGAGCUGAAGCAGCAGGUGGAGCGACUGGAGGUGGACAACGAGGGGCUGAGGAACUCACAGGAGGACACCUUCAUUCUGCGCAUGCAAGUGGAGCGCUUGCUGAGGGAGAAAGCAGAGUUAGCACGCGAGGUCACGAUGCUGAAGCGCGAGAAGGAGUCACUCCAAGAGCUGCUGCAGUACGCGCAGCAGUUUGACAUUGGGGACGAGGGCGUGGCUGAUGAGCUCACUGGGGAUGCAUACCCUCUCUUACACCCCGCUCCCCUCAUGACCACCUCGAACGUUUGCUGCGAGAGAGCAGAGCUGGCACGGGAGGUCACGAUGUUGAAACGUGAAAAGGAGUCUCUGCAGGAGCUGCUGCAGUACGCGCAGCAGUUUGACAUUGGGGACGAGGGCGUGGCUGAUGAGCUGAUCGCGGGCGAGGAGGGAGAGAUGGUUGAGCGCCUGCUGCGAGAAAAGGCAGAGCUGGCGAGACAAGUGACGAUGCUAAAGAGGGAGAAGGAGAGUCUGCAGGAGCUGCUGCAGUACGCGCAGCAGUUUGACAUUGGGGAUGAGGGCGUGGCUGAUGAGCUGAUCGCGGGUGCAUCCCCUCUCUUACACCCUCCUCCCCUUAUGACCCCCUUCCUCACUCCCCCACCCUCCCCGCCCCAUUCUGCUCUCCCCCGUUCACAGUUGCGUAUGCAAGUUGAGCGCCUGCUGCGAGAAAAGGCAGAGCUGGCGAGAGAAGUGACGAUGCUAAAGAGGGAGAAGGAGUCUCUCCAGGAGCUGCUGCAGUACGCGCAGCAGUUUGACAUUGGGGAUGAGGGCGUGGCUGAUGAGCUGAUCGCGGGCGAGGAGGGCGAGGGCAUGGGGGGGAACGAGUGGGCGGGCGAGGGGGACCGGGCAACAGAGGAGUGGUUUGAGAUGCUUGAAGCUGCUUCCCAUAAGCAGGGCGGGAACGAGUGGGCGGGCGAGGGGGACCGGGCAACAGAGGAGUGGUUUGAGAUGCUUGAAGCUGCUUCCCAUAAGCAGGGCGGGAACGAGUGGGCGGGCGAGGGGGACCGGGCAACAGAGGAGUGGUUUGAGAUGCUCGAGGCUGCUUCUCAUAAGGUCCCGCAGGGAUGUUGCCCAUGGGCGCAGCAGCAGGAGCUGCUGUCGUCCACGCAGCAGUUUGACAUUGCAGGCGAGGGCGUGGCAGAUGAGCUGAUAGCGGGCGAGGAGGGGGAAGGGAUGGGCGGGAAGGUGUGGGGAGGUGGGGAUGAUUGGGCCACAGAGGGCCGGGCCACACAGGGAGGUGUCAGGGAGGUGUCAGGUAGGUGUCAGGGAGGUGUCAGGGAGGUGUCAGGGAGGUGUCAGGGAGGUGUCAGGGAGGUGUCAGAGGUGGAGGGGAGGGUGUGGGGGGGAAGGGGGGGGGAGGUAGGGGAGGAGAGGGAGGGAAGGAUGGCUCCCCCAGGACAGGAAGGAAGAGAAGCAGGCGGCAUGGAGUUGACUUUUGAGGCGCCUCAAAAGGAGGGAAGAGAAGCAGGCGGCAUGGGGUUGGUGACGGGAGGUCUGGAGGUGCAUCGAUUCAGUAAGAAGUCCUCUGCAUAG